Diabrotica balteata is the source of this 2212-nucleotide messenger RNA. NCBI's taxonomy places the organism in Eukaryota, Metazoa, Arthropoda, Insecta, Coleoptera, Chrysomelidae. The record is from the annotation of a GenBank genome assembly.
GAAGAAUACAACAAAUAAGAACUCUUGUUCUUGUGGGUCAAAUAAAAUUGCUAUGCUGUUGCGACAUCAACACCGGACCUCAAUUCGAUUCUCGUCUAGCAGUCAAAUACUAUCCUGUUUUGAUCUCAUUAAGUUAUUCUUAAUAUCCAAAGUGAAAGCAGUGUUUUUGUCAUCAAUAGUUCUCUGGACAAAUGUUAUUGACACCAGGUGUUUACUUUUUCCCAGAGGAAUGUACACAAACUAUGAAAACAGAAGAUAGAAAAAUUUAAAAUUUCUCUGGGGUUUCUCAUGGAAUACAGGAUUCUGUUAUGGUAAACUUAAGUCGCUUCAGCCAUGCCCAUGAUGCUGCGAUCUACGUUCUAUGAAUAUCCUUCUCAUCAAUCCCACCUUCUCGAAGGACUGAAUUCAUUACGUACGAGAGGAGAAUUACUUGAUGUUACUCUAGUCAUUGAGGGUUGUGCAUUCCGAGCUCACAAAGCAGUAUUAGCAGCAUGUAGUGAUUACUUUCGAGCCAUGUUCACAGACAAUAUGUUAGAAGCGACUCAAACUGAAAUAUGUCUAAACGGAAUUACAGCAAAGGGUUUUGAUCAACUCUUAAAAUACGCUUACACAACUCGACUAGCCCUAAACUUAGCCAAUGUACAGGAUGUCUUGGAAGCGGCUUCACACGUCCAAAUGGUAGCUGUCAUCCAAGCCUGUUCUACCUACUUACAAAAUCAAAUAGAUAUAGAUAACUGUGUAGAUAUAGCUACAAUAGCUGAAACCUAUUCCCUGAGUACUUUAAGCAAAAUAGUGUACGGGUACAUGAGUGGCCAUUUGUUGGAGUUCUCAAACAGCUCAGAGUUUUACAGACUGACGCCGCAACAGUUAGAAAAUUUGCUUGCCUUUGAUUACCCAGUAGACUGUUCCGAAGCCGAUGUACUUAGGAUAGUUUUGACGUGGUUUUUUCACGUAGAUACCAAUGAGUUAGCAAUUCGGUUGACUUACGCCUUGAGGAUCAUUAGAUAUAUUCACUUCGUCGAAAUAUCCCAAAGAAAAUUAGAGAGUAUUCUCGACAAAGUAUUCGAAGAUAGAAAAUGCGAAUGGCAGCUCUACAAAAUCAUUCUCCAAGAGGUCUAUCGACAAACUACAAACGAAGAAUCUCGCUUCAUAUCGUCUCUCCUCAACUCUCGAGGAAUGGAGAUGGCUGUGCUGAAGAUUGGUGGUUUUGGGAUGAGCGGCAUCACGAACGAGAUUACCUAUUGCUUCGGUUCGGAGAGGCAGUGGAAACAUCUUACCUCGAUACCUCAUGUAGAACAAUGUAACUUUGGCACCGCCGUGUUCAAUAACGAAUUGUAUAUAGUUGGAGGAUGUUUUAACCAGAGCUUACAGGAGAAUAUCCAUCCGUUUGGAUUCAAAUAUACUCCUAGGUAUAACACGUGGUCCACGAUAGCUCCGAUGAAAAUCGAAAGAUGCCGUUUUAGCCUUAAUGUUGUCGGUGAAAUUCUAUAUGCCGUAGGGGGCGCUAGUGAAGCGGACGAAUUAGAUGUCAGUACCUGUGAAUGCUACAACCCCCUUUUAGAUUCUUGGUACAUGAUUCCACACCUGCCGAUUUACGUUACACAACACGCUGGCGCCAGUUAUGAGAAUAGUUACGAUGUGAAACUGUUUAUCAGUGGCGGAAUUGACAGGGAUAAUGUACAGAGCAAUCAAAUGUAUUGUUAUGAUGUAAAUUUAGAGAAAUGGCAGAUGUGCACACCAAUGUUAAAAUCAAGAGCAGAUCAUGUUAUGUUGAAUGUUGGAAACUACUUAUACGUUUGUGGAGGAUGGACAGAAGAUAGCGAAACAAGAUCCAGGACUUUGGUUGACACAAUUGAUGCUUAUGAUGUGGAGCGGGAUCUUUGGAAGGUAAUAACAACAGUUCCUACUCCCCGGUAUCACGCAGGUAUCGUUUGCGUGGAGAAAAAAAUCUAUUUCGUAGGUGGUUUCAGCAGCGACGAUGCCUUCGACAGAGAUACGGCAGCCAUAGAGCACUAUGAUCUGGAUACCGGUCAAUGGACGGUAGAGGAUAAGUACCCUCAGGAUAUCUGGGAACAUACCUGCGCUUCCCUCUACAUUCCGAAAUGUCGAGAAGACAUGGAAGUCUUGGCGGGGACUGAAGCUACUACGUGAUUUUUAUUUAUUUUUUUAUGAGAUUAUAAAAGAUGUAUAGUAAAUAUAUUUAUUUUUUAAU